AUGAAUAAAUUAAUUUUAUCAUUUGUUAUUAUUGCUUUUCUUAUUUCUUGUACACAAGCUACCUACAACUGUAAAAAACUAAAUUGUCAAGGUACUGAUAAAUGUAAAACCUACAGCUGCACUUCAUAUUAUGGAUGUACUUCUACUGAUAAAUGUGUAACUGAUAUGUGUAAUGUUGCUUCUUGUAAUGCUGCUACUGGUAACUGUACAAUUACACCACUCAAAUGUGAUGAUGGAAACCCAUGUACAGAUGAUUUCUGUCACCCAGGUUAUGGUUGCUACGCUGUUCCAAAUGCUUGUGAUCCAGCUGUCGUAUGCAAAAACAAUUGUAAUGAUAAUAACAAAUGUACUAAUGAUUUCUGCGAUGGAAAUAAUAUUUGUUACCACGAAUCAUACUCCAACCCAUGUCAAGAUUUCAAUGCCUGUACUGUAGAUUCAUGCGAUCCAAUCAACGGUUGUUCCAAUACUCCAUUAUCAUGCGACGAUAACAAUCCAUGUACUGCUGAUUAUUGUCACAUUAUUUAUGGUUGUUAUCACGAACCAAUCGAAUGUUCAAUUAAAGUUCCAUGUACCAAAAACAGCGACUGUAACAGAAACAAUGGAUGUGAAACCUUUACUUGCGAUUUAACCAGUAACACUUGCGACUAUUAUGCUAAAAACUGUAAUGGUUUCCCAUGUAUUAACAACGAAUGUACCACAGGUUCCAUUUCUAAUUAA
This is a messenger RNA of Dictyostelium purpureum, 717 nucleotides long. RefSeq lists its product as uncharacterized. The record is from RefSeq and is a predicted model, not a curated record. Lineage: Eukaryota; Evosea; Eumycetozoa; Dictyosteliales; Dictyosteliaceae. The transcript has a single exon. Bases 1 to 717 code for a protein of 238 amino acids.